Molecule: messenger RNA, 1050 nt
Organism: Etheostoma spectabile (orangethroat darter)
Lineage: Eukaryota; Metazoa; Chordata; Actinopteri; Perciformes; Percidae
Product: progranulin
Exons: 6
Coding region: 94-999 (301 amino acids)
Cellular component (GO): extracellular region
Source: RefSeq, a predicted model, not a curated record
GUCUGACCCGCCAUAUAAAGAGGUGCAUACAUUGUUGAGUUCAACCGAAGGGAGACUUUGGACAGACAGCUGUUGAAGCACUUCACUUGCAAGAUGUUAAGGAUACCUCUGUGGCCGUUUGUGGGAGUGUUUGUGUGGGGAUUUGCUUCCUGCUCCAUCACAUGUCCUGACGGGAACGUCUGUUCUGAUUUCGCCACCUGCUGUAUGACUAAGCGUGGAUAUAGCUGCUGCCCAUAUCCAAAUGCUGUGUGUUGCUCUGACUUGGCCCACUGCUGCCCUUCAGGGUUUCACUGUGACCUGGUUACCCAGAUGUGUGAGAAAGACCCAUGGAUGAAAAUACCCAUGGUGAAGAAAGAGAGUGCAGAGAAACCAAGCGCUCCUGUUCUACCUGUAUCUGUUCUACCUGUAUCUCUCCUACAGGAGCUCGAAAACCACCAUGUGCCAGACCAAAAAAAGAGCUCAGUUGUCCAUUGUGACAACUAUUACGCAUGUCCUGAUGGCACUACCUGCUGCAGACACCCAGCAGGCACCUGGUUUUGUUGUCCGUAUACUGUUGGCAGGUGUUGCCUGGAUGGCUUCCACUGUUGUCCUUAUGGCUACAACUGUGACCUCACUUAUACACACUGUGUGAGGCAAGGCCUGAGAUAUCCUUUCACCCCAAAGCAAAAUCUGCCUUCAAUCCCGGCCUCUCUCAUUUCAACAGAGGACAAAAGCAGCUUGCUAGAGACACCAAUGACAGCUCUGACAGAAGCCAGUGGCGGCAACGCUGAGGCUGGGAUCAUUCGCUGUGAUCCCAAGUUUUACUGCUCGGCAGGGACAUCUUGCUGCCAAGGACCCACAGGCCGUUGGAACUGCUGUCCCUUCCCACUGGGCCAGUGUUGUUCAGAUGGUCUGCACUGCUGUGAGUAUGGAUAUAAAUGCGAAGAAGCCUCCCUGUCAUGCAGAAAAGGGUACUUUCACAUUCCCUCAGGAGUGCAGGAACGCGCCAAAACAGACUGAGGACAUCUUGUUAAAGUGUGUGCACUGUGACAGCUUUGCAUUAGUUUGGUA